AUGGAUCCUCAAAUCGAAUCUUCGCGUGCCAAUGAUCCAGACGACUCCUCGGAGCCGUUUGAUCCAAACAUGGUGAUCCACGUCGAGCACACCGUCACGGUCGAGUCAGUCUACGAAGAACCGCUGGAGACUGACCCAACACCACGACCCUUCGGCGACAACAGCGGAUUCUACCAAGCCACCGUCUCGGCAGCCUCGCAGCUCGCGCGAGCCAUCCUGACCGGACCAAUCCCUCAAAUAGAAAUCGAGGAUGCCGAUGCCGAUGCCGCUGGUCUGCCAAUGACUCGUCCUCGCAACCGAAAAUGGAUCUGGACCGCGGCGCUGCUCGCAGCAGCUAAUAUCAUAACAUGCACAGUGGACAGCAUGAUGGCAGUGAUGGUUCCGACCAUCGCCUACGAUCUCGACGUCCAGGGCUUUCAAUGGCUUCUAGCAGGACCAGCAAUCGGAGCAGCGGCCUCGGUUCUGGUGGCAGGCCAGAUCUACGCUGUCUUCCCCUUCCGCACCGUCUACACAUUGUUUGCACUGCUUCUUUUGGUUGGCAUCAUGUCGCCUGGCUUCGCGUCCUCGUACAUGACCAUGUUCUUCUACAGCCGCAUCCUCAUGGGUAUCGGGAUGGCAGGACAACAACUGGGCGCGCUGAUCUUUUUAGGUCAUAACGGUCGAUUCAUGGAUAAAGUGCGCCGCGACUUUUUCGUCUCGGUCAGCACCGCCCUGGGCUUCAUCGUCGGUCCUAUCUUCGGGGCCAUAUUCGCGCAUCGCAACAAGUUCUGGAGCUGGGGCUUCUACACGGCUGCAUUGGCCCUGACAUUCAUUCAGAUCGCGGUCAUCGCUCUGCUCCCACAUAAGUUCGACACCGGGCUGUGGACCGUCGGGGACGCGGUGAUUCUGUUUGGACGGCGCAUGAUUCUGCGAGUCGACUUUCUCGGCUGCUUGCUGGGAUUCUUCGGCCUGCUGACCGUCCUCAUCACCUUCAACCUCGCGGGCACUUGGAUCCACUGGUCCGACGGAUCUCUGUAUGUUCCCCUAGGUCUGGGCGCCCUGUUGCUGGUCCUGUUCGGCAUGCAGCAGUACUUCAAGGUCUGCGCGUCGAACUCGACCAUCCUGUUUCCCACGCAGUAUCUGCGCUGCUUCCAAACUAGUGUCUUGUUCAUCUUGACAUUUUUGGUGUCUGGCGUCUUCCAGUCCGUCCUGGCAUACUCGGCGCUGUACCAGCUCUUGACUCGGCAGAAUCCGUCAGAAGUGGCUACGGGCUUUUACCUCCUCUUCAGCAUGACCGGACCAUACUUGAUCCCACUGAUUCUGGUACCUCUCUAUUUCGGCGGUGGACUUAUCAAGAUCUAUCCCCGCGCCGCAAGCUACGGCAUGUGGAGCGUCGUUGUCUCGGUCUUUCUGGUGCUCGGCACAGUGAUCCUGUUCAUCAAUGGACCUGGUAUUCUCCCGGGCGACGGCAACGGCAUGCCCACGAUCGCGAAACAGUUCGCCCUUGCAUGUAUCGGUUUCUGGUCCGCAGUCACUCUGCCCCUGGCGCAUCAAAUCCUCGACGUCUUCCAGCCUAUUGACCGCCCCAAUCCAAGCCAGAAACAUCCUCACCACAACCGGGCGUUUAUUCUCUUCGCAACCUAUCUCGGCGCAGCAGUCGCGUUGACAGCUACAGGUUCGGUCUUCAUGCAACUCGGCCCGCGUGCCACAUUGUCCCUGCUUGAAAACCAUCCCGACGGAUACCAAUCCUACAACGCUCCAGCAGCCAACGAAGAGGAUGCUCAGAUUCUCAUGCUCGGCUACACUUUUGUUCUCGAGGGCGUCACUCCGGCCUUGUUCAUCGAGACCAUCAAGGUGAUUGAGAAGACUUUCGAAUGGGCUUUUGCUGUUCCAAUGGCCUUUGCGAUCCUCAUGCUUCUGUUGAGCACGGUUUAUCUGGUCAUCAAGCUGUACAAGGACGGCUGGAAUCUGGUGACCUUGAAAGAAGCAGGUGUUCCUGACGAGUGGCGCGAGAGCGAGGGCAGAAACAGCGGCGGCAAUCGUCAAGCGUCAAGUCGUCUGCAAGUCGAGGCCGGGGGACGGGUCAUGGAGCUCGACGCGAGACGCGGCAGCGGUCACUUUGGCACUGGCACCGGCACUGGCACUUCAACCACUGUGAUCGAGGGCCCUUUGACCCCAAGAAUGCCUUGAUCGAGCAGAACAGAAGACGCCGUCGGUAAAGGAGAUGGCGGAGACGACGCAGUCAGUGCCGCGGCGGAGUGUAAUCAGGCGAGAUGAAUGCGGCGCAGCUCCUGGCUUUGUUGCCGGAAGCGCAUCAAGGCCGAGCUUUAUCACAUCGAGAUGCUCGACCUCCGAGGAGGUGGAUGGGCCGACAACCAGUCGCCACAACCAUAGCCGCAAUGAGAGAAGCCUGAUUCCAAAAUGAAACAUUAAUGUUUUGCCAAAAAAAGUAGAGAUCUUUGCGUGCUUGCUCUUCCCAUGGGGUAUCUAUCCGUCUCGCCUGA
Molecule: messenger RNA, 2483 nt
Organism: Exophiala dermatitidis NIH/UT8656
Lineage: Eukaryota; Fungi; Ascomycota; Eurotiomycetes; Chaetothyriales; Herpotrichiellaceae
Exons: 1
Coding region: 1-2169 (722 amino acids)
Biological process (GO): transmembrane transport
Molecular function (GO): transmembrane transporter activity
Source: RefSeq, a predicted model, not a curated record